This is a messenger RNA of Homarus americanus (American lobster), 581 nucleotides long. RefSeq lists its product as uncharacterized. Bases 72 to 500 code for a protein of 142 amino acids. The transcript is spliced from 5 exons. The record is from RefSeq and is a predicted model, not a curated record. NCBI's taxonomy places the organism in Eukaryota, Metazoa, Arthropoda, Malacostraca, Decapoda, Nephropidae.
GUAGUUACACGACUGAACAACGGUGAACUUUGCUCCAACAUUGAGGAUCACUUAAUACUAUAAACACAAGGAUGGCGGAAAACAAGAAAAUUUUGGGCAACUGCUGCUUCUUCGUCUCCCUCAGGACUGGCUCUCUCCUCAUAGCCCUCUUCAGCCUGUUGUUUAGCAUGAUUGGUGCGGCCUACAGCCUCUACCUUGGACUCAUUGGUAACCUAGAAGGCUGGCCCGAUCUGAUCAUCGAUAUUGUCCACCUGGUUUUGGCAUCUAUCCUCAUCCACGGCGUCCGCAGCGAAAACGUCCAGCUGGUGAACAUCUGGGUGUGGGUUACAAGUAUCCUAGUGGGUAUUACCAUCAUCCUGGGUAUCCUCAUCAUCAUCCUUACCGACUCUCUCAUCGGCGCCAUCAUCCUGCUGGUCGUCUCCGUCCUUCAGAUAUACUUCGUCUUGGUCGUGCGCUCUUAUGCCGUCUCCAUUAGUUCUCUGCUUCCCACGCCGGUGUAGCAGUUAAAAGUGAACACUGUCAAAGACUUCAGGCCACCUGGCUUAUUGUAUCAUGAACUUUGUAAUUACUACAUUGAACCA